UUUUUUUUCUGUGUCGUUUGAAGUGUCUGUAUGAGCAGUCUGAAUCUCUUGAGCUCAAAGUAAACAGAGCACCACACAAAAGGCUCGACGUCUCACCUAGCGCAGGUGAGCCGCGGGAGCGCGUCACGGUUGAGUGACAGCCGAAUUUUAAUGGCUCGCCUUUGAUCUGUGUUCGCUCCACCCUUUUCGAAUCUUCGUUUAGCCAAUCACGUGUCCCGCAAUCUAGUUGCGGAGAAGUCGCGCUGGAGCGAAAGGCAUAAGCUAUCCACUUACAGAGACACCCGAUAUCAAUCGCAUGGCGCACGGGUAACCCGAUCGGCUUGGGCAAAAACGAGGCGGGGUGAAAGACUAAAGAAAUCUGAACUGUAGAAUAAUAACAAUGUCUGUUUCCUCUAGUGAAGUGACAGUGGCAAGCGACAUCAAAAAGGAAAAUGUGAAGUACACGGAGCCUCUCGAGAGCUCCAAGGGGAGUAUGGAGCACGUCAGACUCCUGACUCUGGACACUCCGGUGGCCGCCGGGAUGCUCGUAAGGCAGCAGCAGCAGACCUCUCCACCGGAGCGCAAGAUGCACAUUAUGGACUCUUUGUCUACGCAUAGUUCUCCCACAGCCACCUCUUUGGCUUUCUCGCCGGAGCAGGUUGCUUGCGUUUGCGAGGCGCUUCAGCAGGGAGGCAACGUGGAUCGGCUCGCCCGGUUUCUGUGGUCUCUCCCACAGAGCGACUUACUGCGCGGUAACGAGAGUAUCCUCCGCGCUCAGGCGCUGGUAGCUUUCCACCAAGCGCGCUACCAGGAGCUCUACAGUAUCCUGGAGAGCCACAGCUUCAGCCCUUCGUGCCACUCUGCCCUGCAGGACUUAUGGUACAAAGCGCGUUACACAGAGGCGGAGAAGGCCCGCGGAAGACCGCUGGGCGCAGUGGAUAAAUAUCGCCUGCGACGGAAGUAUCCUCUGCCCCGGACCAUCUGGGAUGGAGAGGAGACGGUGUACUGCUUCAAAGAACGCUCCAGGAACGCGCUGAAGGACCUCUAUAAGCAGAACCGGUACCCGUCCCCAGCCGAGAAGAGGAAUCUGGCCAAAAUCACAGGACUAUCUCUGACACAGGUCAGCAACUGGUUCAAAAACAGGAGGCAGAGAGACAGAAACCCCUCCGAGGCGCAGUCCAAAAGUGAGUCUGAUGGAAAUCACAGCACAGACGACGAGAGUAGUAAAGGUCAAGAGUCUUUGUCUCCGUGUCCAAUGUCUAACUGCGCAGAUGGCACCGUGGUUAAUGCUGCUAUACCUCUCUGCUCUGGAGCUCUGGAGGCUGGAGUAAUCGUCCAGAAGGUUGGAGACUGCAGGAACUCUGUUUCACCACCUUCCGUCAUCUUUAAUGGUGCCUCUGCCAACACGUCCACCACUGUUUUCCACAACGGCACCCCUUCCUUCCUGUCCUCCACGGGACAUGUCCUCUUCAGUGGCAUGAACUUAGGACUCCAGCCUCUGGCUUGCAAGUCUGCAGUGGAUGUAGAGCUGGAUGGUGAAGGACAUGAUAAAGGGGUAGCUGUGUCAUCAAGGGCGACAGUCCCUGCAAUGGCAUACCCCUCGUUUUACUGCAGUGUGAAUGGGUCAGAGGUGGAGGUGAAAGCAGUGACAGUGGGGCAGGAUAUGUCAGCCCAGGACCGGGCCGCAUCCAUGAGCUCGGCAUUCAGCACUACCACCUCUAAUGGAUCUCUACAGCUUGAUGGUUACAGCUUGGUGACUGUACCAGGAGCACAUCCUGAUGGCACCGGGACCUCACUGCUUAGCAGUAAGUUGGUACUUCCUCCCUUGCAACUCCCAUCGUCUUCUUCCCCCUCAACAAUAACACAAGGUGCUGUAUCAUUGAGUAGUGUCGGUGGCAACACUACUUUUACCUCUCUGUGCCACCUCCAAGUGGAGGAGCAGGACAAGCUCCGGCUGACCACUCUGGAGCCUAGCACAGUGCUCUACAGCCUGGGUACCUCUGUCAAGAAGGAACCUCUGGAGAGUGCUGAUGGAUAUCUUUACCACCAUGCACUUCAUCUGGAGCAGGCUGGCCACCUAGGUUACGCAGACACCCCUGACCCAACCCACAGAUCCCCCACCUCACUUAACACUACCAUGACAACGACCCAGCAAGAGUACACCACUCUCACAGUGAGUUCACCCUUAUUCACCCAAACGGACCUAACUGGUGAGUUCAGAGGUCAUGAUGCCCAGGUGGCCUCGGACCUAAGUGGUGACUUCCUGUGUGCGGUUUCAGAGGUGGGGGAGGUUACAGGCGAGAUGGUGAGAGAAAUGGAGGAAAAAGAGGAAAAGCAACUGACUAAACUAAAAACAGUCCAUAUAGAGGAAGAGAUGGCUGACCUUUGAACUUGCUGGAUAAUAUUUUUGAUUUUUUUUUUCUUCCCAAUUUGGAAUGCUCAAAUCCCAAUGUGCUCUAAGUCCUCGUGGUGGCAUAGUGACUCGCCUCAAUCCGGGUGGCAGAGGACGAAUCUCAGUUGCCUCCGCAUCUGAGACCGUCAAUCCGCGCAUCUUAUCACGUGGCUUGUUGAGUGCGUUACCGUGGAGACAUAGUGCGUGUGGAGGCUUCACGCUAUUCUCCGCGGCAUCCACGCACAACUCACCACGUGCCUCACCGACAGCGAGAACCACAUUUUAGUGACCACUAGGAGGUUACCCCAUGUGACUCUACCCUCCCUAGCAACCGGGCCAGUUUGUUUGCUUAGGAGACCUGGCUGGAGACACUCAGCACGCCCUGGAUUCGAACUUGCGACUACAGGGGUGGUAGUCAGCGUCUUUACUUGCUGAGCUACCCAGGCCCCAAUAUUUUUGAUUAUUGAGUUUGUUUGUUUUUUAGGUUUUGAGCCUCUGAAUGUUUUGUUUUUAUUGUAAGUAUUAAUUUAUUUUUGGUGAAUCUGUCCUCCACUUGGCUUGAUAGUGCACUCCAGUUUGGUUUGGAUAAUUAUGCAAAGUCAUAUUCAUAGAUUUUAAGUGUUUAUUUGUUUGAACUUUUUCUCAUUUCUCUCUCUUUCUUUCAGUAGUCAAGUAUAAUACAAUAAUACCUUUCUAUAUUUCUUCAAUAUCUCCAACUCUCUUUUCACUUUCUUUCAAAUGUGUUUACAACUUUCAAGCUCCAGAUACUAAUUCUAGCAUCAAAGUCAGACAGUCUAUGCCUCUUUCUCUGUGGGGAGUGUGGACGCAUGUGUAUUUUAUGGGAGACACCUGCUAGUUUCUGCCAAGAAUAGUUGAGUUUAGCAGACAGGUGGACAUCUGGUCAUGUGACAUCCAUGUUCUACAGUCCUGCAGGGUCAUCUGGGUCGAACCAUAAAGGUCACCCUCCCCAACGCACACCCUCAUGCACAGACACACUUGAUUUCCAUGCAGAUUAAAAUAUUUAACGAAUCUGUGUUAGUCAUAACAUUGGCUGCAGCAUUAAACUACAUUAAUGAUAUGCAAAUUAUAUGCAUAUUAGGAAGCCAUUACUGAUGCUGAUGAUGAACAGUUUAUCGGUACAAAUGUUACAGUUUCAAUAUGUUAUACAGCUGUCAUGAACAGUUUUAGGGCAUUAUGUGUACACAGUAUCUUGUAUCAUAUGCUUAGCAUUAGUGGGGUUUUUUUAGAUGCAAACUGGGACAACAAUACGAAUAACUUAAAACUUCACCAGGUCAGUCAUGAGUAAAGGGAAUCGUUUUUCCCCAAGCAUUUGAAUAAACUCACCAUUUGGGUUUUAUAGUGAUCCAGCAAUCCAAAGACAGACACAAGCCGACCAUGUAAAGAGCAAAAGAUUUGCUGACAGACUGAAUGUCAUGUUAAAACCAGCAAUAAGGCAAAUGCAACUAUUAAUUUACAUUUAAAACCAAAACAAAAUGUCAAUAGAUUGUAAUAAGACAUGUCAGCACAGUUGUAAAUGUGAAAAAGAUUUAUAUGAUAUCCUAUGUGUUAGUUGGAAUGUUUGCAAAGCGUGCAAGUGAAUGUGUUUGUGUGGGUUGACUUUUUGCCUUCCAGCUUCCUGAGGCUCGACAUUUGAUUGGACGUCAGUGUACCUGUCAUUUUUGUUAUUGGUGCUGGUGUAACAUUUGCAGUAUUUAACUCCAUAACAAUAAUUAUGCAGUCAUUCUGGGAUUGUUGGAUGACUUUAGAGAUAAUAUCAAUGCUAUUUGCAUUUGUAAACUGUAAAAGUGUCUUACAGGAUUAUCAGAAAUGAAAAGCAUAUAGAUGUGAAAAAUAAACUAAUACAAAGUUGUAAAUGUAUGAUCAAAAAGAAAAACAGCCUUUGUGAAUAUUAUUUUAGCAUGAACAAAAAUGUUAAAAGUUUAAGACAAUAUGAUGUAUUUUUCUAAAAAAAAAAAAAAAUAAUU
Myxocyprinus asiaticus (Chinese sucker) is the source of this 4356-nucleotide messenger RNA. RefSeq names its product homeobox protein SIX4-like. Gene Ontology annotation, cellular component: nucleus; transcription regulator complex. The transcript has 3 exons. Gene Ontology annotation, biological process: regulation of transcription by RNA polymerase II. Lineage: Eukaryota; Metazoa; Chordata; Actinopteri; Cypriniformes; Catostomidae. Bases 380 to 2368 code for a protein of 662 amino acids. Gene Ontology annotation, molecular function: RNA polymerase II cis-regulatory region sequence-specific DNA binding; DNA-binding transcription factor activity, RNA polymerase II-specific. The record is from RefSeq and is a predicted model, not a curated record.